Molecule: messenger RNA, 842 nt
Organism: Schizophyllum commune H4-8
Lineage: Eukaryota; Fungi; Basidiomycota; Agaricomycetes; Agaricales; Schizophyllaceae
Exons: 1
Coding region: 238-813 (191 amino acids)
Source: RefSeq, a predicted model, not a curated record
GCGAGCGGUAGCCUUGGUGCGGGCCAUGGCGGUAGUUGGAGAAGAGUGAGGAGCGAAAGGAUCUCGACAACGACAUUUAUACCACGUAUCCUGCCGUGUGAGUCGUCAGUCGGGCACGGGCACCCGUCAAUUCGGCGCUGAGCUUCUCUCGCAGCAGGACCCCAGUAAUGCGCCGCUCUCGCCCCACGUAUUCCCAUCCUCUGUAUACACUCCCUCAUCCGUUUCCACCCUCUUUUCAUGUUCACCUUCCCAUCCGCCCCGCUGCGCCACGUCAAGACACAGAAGCGCCCCAUCCUGACCCAGCAGCACUUGCUUGCGACCUCCAUGUCCCAACAAAUACGAGAGCUCACCAUCAUCUUCAUCCCGGACCCGCCGCUUGCCCACACAGUCACCUCGUCCAAGAAAGGCACCCCGUUCGAGAUGGCUCGACUAUUCGACCCCGAGUCUGCGAAGCACCUCUUCCAAUCGGCCCCCGGAUGCUGGCUUGAGAAAGAGCGGGCUGAAUCUGCAGACGACGGCGAGGAGAAUGCUGAUGCCAGCCACGAACUCGUCGAAGAUCGCCGGCAACUCGUCAACGACGGCAGAGAGACCGUCGACGCCAGCAAAGAAGCCGCUCACGCUGGCGAAGGGAUCACUGACGCCGCCGAGGAUACCGCUGAAGGCGGUCAAAAUAGCCGUAUCGCCCGCGAUAUGAUCAUCUGGGAGUGGGUGAGUAUAUGUGAACGCCAACAGUCCGUCAAGUAUAACGACCAAAACUGCAGGCAUACCUCCCCGAAACAUGGCGUACGCUAUCCGAGGCUAGAGAGGACCUAACCGUCAACGUCGUAGGCAUGGAAUAUCCU